Mugil cephalus (flathead mullet) is the source of this 3392-nucleotide messenger RNA. It is a transcript of the gene toporsa, whose product is annotated as topoisomerase I binding, arginine/serine-rich a. Gene Ontology annotation, molecular function: ubiquitin protein ligase activity. NCBI's taxonomy places the organism in Eukaryota, Metazoa, Chordata, Actinopteri, Mugiliformes, Mugilidae. Gene Ontology annotation, biological process: protein polyubiquitination; protein monoubiquitination. The record is from RefSeq and is a predicted model, not a curated record. Bases 160 to 2595 code for a protein of 811 amino acids. The transcript has 2 exons.
UCCGAAGGGCGGAAAUGGCGUUUCCAAUCAAAAAAUAACAGCAACGUGAGAGUGGGUUUUACGCCCAGGAGGGGCAACUGUAAUAAUGAACACUGUUAUAAAAUCCAGAAAGAAGUAACCUGUUACCAUCUCUAUACGCGUUUGGCGAAUUCAGAGAUCAUGUCGGCAAUCAAGAUUGCAUUGCAGCAGAGCCAGAAGAGCGACAGGAGAAAAGCCUCUGCACCAAUGUCUGCGGAGGUGUCGCCAGACUCCAAGUGUCCCAUCUGCUUGGACAUGUUUAACAACAUCUCUUACCUGGACCGCUGCCUGCACAAGUUCUGUUUCCGCUGCAUUCACGAGUGGUCCAAGAACAAAGCGGAGUGCCCACUAUGCAAACAACCGUUCAAUUCGAUUUAUCACACUAUAAAAUCAGAGCAAGACUUUAAGAAGUAUGACCUGCUGCAGCCGCUGCAGCAGAACAACUCAUUCGGGUAUUUUGAGGGCGUGCGGUUUAGAUACCGCACAACUCUCACCGGAGUCCAUCGUCAGAUGAGGGGGAGGACAUCUCCACCCCCGGACAACGGAGUGAUGUUUGAAGCUACAUCGAAUCCUCCCCAGCAGCAGCAAGACCGUUACAUGCGACGUAUGAUGACGAGGCUGGCGGCCAGGAGAAGAGCCGCAAGUGAAGGCAGGACGGUGAACAACGUCAGAGAGCAAGAAAUGAUAAACUUCAGGAGGGAACUGUACCGGCGAGGCGUGAGGGUUCGCACCGUGCGGGACGGUGGCCGCUCCCGAGACACCUCGGCCGAGUUCUACCGGAGGAAUCCCGCCUGCCUGCACAGACUUAUCCCUUGGCUAAAAAGAGAACUUAGCGUGCUGUACGGGGCCCACGGCUCUUUGGUCAACAUAGUCCAGCACAUCAUCAUGUCACGCAUCACACGUUUUGACAUGGAGGAUGUAGCUAUUCAGGAAGAGCUCAGGCCGUUCCUCCAGGUUCGCACAGAGCACUUUCUGCAUGAGUUCAUCAGCUUUGCAAAGUCCCCGUUCAAUAUGGAGGCCUACGACCAGCACGCUAUCUACGACUGCCCGGACGCUUCUUCAAACGAAGGCAGCAGCUCCGACUCGUCUGUAAUUGCUAUCUCAGAAGACGAGGAACACUUGGCAGAGCUGGACCAUCCACGAGACUCCAUGUCUACUCUAAGCCAGUCUGUGUGGGACGAUGAGACGCCUGGGCCGUCGUAUUCUACGACAGUGGAGCAGAGCAGGACAGAGCGCCUGUCAGUCCUGGACUCGGACUCGGACAGCAGCGUGGAGGAGUCACUCAUCUUCGGUUCGUCCCCGCAGCAAAUGAGUCCCCACCCCCCAACUCAUUUGGCUCAGGCCGAGUGUAAUAACGACGAGUGCGUGUCUUCUGACAAUGAUGAUUGCAUCAUCGUGGGUUUCGUCAAGCCAACCUUGGAGAGGACCCCCGAGCUCGUCCAGCUCUCCUCCAACUCUGAUGAGUCUGCAGGUGAAGAUACUAAAGAAGUGCCUCUUCUACCUCACCACAUCCGUUUCACCAGUCUCAGUCCCGCCGCCUCACAGAGCAGCGAUCCCAGCGGCGCCGACCGAUCAGAAAACGUGGAAACGAAUCGGCACCAUCGGUUGGAUUUACAAAAAAGACGUAGCUCUUCGCCUUCGAGGAGACACAAGAAGUCCAGUACGGUGCAUAGGAAAGACACGGAUACGAGAUUCGGCAGUAAUGAGAGAUCGAGGGAGAGGCACCACCGGUCAAAGGACAGGGAGCACAGGAGAAGGAGGAGGUCAAACAGUGGAGAGCGUAGGCACUGGAGCAGAAGCCCAGUGGUCUCCCACACCAGUGGCGGCAAUCACUCCACUGAAAGAGGUUAUUCUUACUCCUGUGGCAGAGACUAUCCAAAAUACGACGGCAGAUAUAAAAGGAGAGACAACGAUCAAACUUAUCAGUUGUAUAGUCAUUACAGGAAAGAGAGAAGUGACGGUGGGACGCAUUACACACAGAGGAGGUCCUACUACUAUAGUAGCCACAAAUACUCGAUGGACUCUCCGUCCAGGAGUCCCAGCAGUGACUCGCGGAGACGGGAACGGGGACGUUCCCGCUCAAGGACUCGCUCCAGCAGUCGCUCCCCUUCAGUGAAAAGGAAAUCUCACCACAACAAGCCAGGUGGUAAGAGGAAAUACAAAACAAGACAUUUGGAGGAAGCGUCCAGAAACAGACUCUCUAACUCCUCUGGAGAAGGCGACUCCGAGGUAUUAACGAAACACAAGAAAAAAAGCAAAGAGAAGCGCCACAAGAAAUCCAAAGAGAGGUCGAGAAAGACCAGCACGAGUCUGAGCGCGGAACUUGCCGGUGAGGACAAAGGGCACGAGAGGAGCAGGCGACACCAUAAGAAACACAAGAAGCAUAAGAAGAAAAGCAGAAGGCACAAGAGUAAUGAACGCACAGAGAAACGCUCACCCACUAUCAUCACCAUCGACAGUGACAGCGAUGCUUGUGCCAAGGAUAGUAUCACCCAACCCAGUAGCACUAAUAAUGACCCCAUUGACAAUACCGCAAAUGACCCAGUAGACCCCGCCCCUUUGGACUCCUUGUCCUAAUCAUAUUGAUGGAUUCACUUCCAGCUGCUAACUUUAAACGAAAGCAAUGUUCAGGUUGUUGAAGGUCACCAGAGCCUGAAGAAUAGGGAUGGACAUAAAUGCCACCGCAAGUGUUUUCUACAGUGACAUUUUAUAGUAAAGUAAAUGUGAUAAGCACAGAUGUCCCUUAGGACCAGUGUGGGCUAGUUUCUUGACUGUGUUAACUAAAAUAAAAACAGUGAUAUUUUAUGUGCCAUGAACAGGACACAGUGGGAUAAUAUUGGAAUUUGAACAAAUGGACAGUUAUUACUGUUGAAAUUCAUUUUUUUUCUGUAUUUUAUUUCUACAGUGCUCUCAGGGAUAAUAUUGGUUCCGAUUUUUGGUUGAGCUGUGUCCACGAGAUGAAACUAUUUUCAUGUGCCACUCAUGGACAGACAAAUGAACCGUUGUGACUUGGUCUGUGAACCUUCCCUUUCGUUUUUGGUUUCCAGAGGGCGUUUUUACCAGGUGCAUAUCAAAAUGGUUUUGGACACAAUUGGAUAGACUGACAACCAGUCAGAGCAACAAAAAUGUGUGACAUUCUUUGUUGCCUUAGCGGCGCUGCUCUGUACAGUUCAAACCCACCAAGUAUUAGAUGACUGGCUGUGACUUGCUCAGCACUUACAAGCCCAGGUGGAAAUCACGUCGAACGAGAGGGAGGCCAAACAUAUUCUACCAGAGAAAAUUCUUAGAUUACCUGGCUACACAGUGGAUGUUUUGAUUACAAAAUGGGUUCAUUUUUAUUAAAUUUGUUUUAACAAAUAAAUUGUAAUGAGUAA